GUUGGCUGGACGCAGGGAAGGUCUUGCAUUUAGCCUCAUAGAUAGCCACGAAGUUGCCGCCCAGCAAGGCCACGUCGGAUAUGUCGUCCACCAACAGAGCACACUGUGUAGUAUGCCUACUGUUAUAUUGUGGGCCAAAGCCACCUUGUCUUAUUCAGUAUAAGCCUCACAGGUGGUGAACUGACCAUGGUGCUUUCCAUCUUCUGCCUGCUCCAGUCGAGUCACUGACUUCAGCCUCAGGUGCGACCGACCACUGACGACGACACGGGGUUGAAAGUGCUGCGGGAGCCGACAUCGAGCCCGGAUGCCGAGAAUGGAGAGAAGAUCAUCGACGUUGUCGCCGUCCACGGCCUCGGCGCGCACCCGGACGACACCUGGACCAAGAAACGUGGCGAGGGCGAUGAAGCUCAGUGGGUCAACUGGCUCGAAAAGGAGGAUAUGCUGCCAGCGGCGGUGCCAAACUCACGCAUCAUGCGCUACGGAUACAAGUCGGACUGGUUCGGGCCGGCAGCGAUUAAACAGUCGGCUCGGAACGUGGCGGCUCGGCUGCUGGCGGCGCUGAGGCGAGAGCGAAAGGGCUGUACCGAUCGACCGUUGAUAUUCAUUGCGCACAGUUUCGGCGGGCUCGUUGUACUCAAGGCAGUAUGCGAUACUUACCAUGACCGUAAGGAGUGGCCCGGCGUGUUCGAUGCGGUCCGAGGGCUAGUGUUCUUCGGCACGCCGUUCCGCGGGGCCGAUGGCAUGAGCCAGAGCGAAAUGGUGCAGGCGGCAGCACGAGAGUAUACCGCAGAAGAUAUUGAGCAGGAGCCUCUCCAUAUCCUCGACCUAGGCAAUGAGCUACUACAAGACCUGGUGGAUGAUUUUCAGAAGCGAGUGUGGGUACAAAUGCCUCAUGCGCGCAUCGCGUGCUUCUUCGAGCUCCAAGCGAGCGAGAUUGGAUCAAUUGUGGGGAAACAGAGACGAAAGGCGUUCGCUGUUAAUGAACGAUCGGGGUGUCUCGACCUAUCAGAUCGGGUGUCGAAACACCCCCUCGCGCGGACACAUUUCAAUAUGAACAAGUUUGGACGAGCGACGGAGGAGGAUUAUUUGCUAGUGGCCGAAGUCCUUAAAGAGAUGGCGAGAGACGCCCGGCAGCCGCUGCCAAUAGCGGCACCAUCUGUUGUUUCCAUUCCUGUCGAAACGACGUACGAACAAGCCCGCCGGCGGCGAGUCAAAUAUUUCCGAGGUCGCCAAAAGCAGCUGGAACGAAUUCAGGAAUACUUUACGGACGAUGCCGCGGACGAAUGUCGUGUACUCAUCCUCCAGGCGAUGGGCGGACAAGGGAAGAGUCAGAUUGCGCUGGAGUAUUGUCGACGACGGCGGUCCACUUAUGCGGAGAUAUUCUGGAUUAAUGCGAGUUCGGAGACGAUAGCGACACAGUCGAUGGAACGAGUGGCGGCAGAGAUUGGACAGCCACUUGCGGGAAUCGACGACACUCGAACCAAAAUCCGACUGGUCGUCCAGGCGCUGGCGCGACGGAGCGAGCGGUGGCUCAUGGUGUUGGAUAACUAUGACGACCCGGAUCACUUUACGAGCAUUGAGCAAUUUAUCCCAUCUCAUAGCAUAGGCGACAUUCUUAUCACCAGUCGCAGCAAAGGGCUCGAAGGGCUCGGCCGGGUGGUGGUUGUACCGCCUAUGAACGAGCACGAAGGCACCGAACUUCUUCUCCAUGAACAUCCUCCGUCUCAGGUUCAUACUCAUAAGGAGAAAUGUCGUGAGAUUGUCCGACGACUUGGCGGGCUCCCGCUAGCCCUUGAUCAAGCGGCAGCAUUUAUUCGCUACAGGCAACUAGCACCGAACCAGAUAGACGAGUUCUUAACAUUGUAUGACGCACAAUGUGCACAGAUCUUACAACAUACGCCACGAUUCUGGAAGUAUCGCACAACACAGGUCGAUGGGAAAGAAGAAGAGAAUCGAGCAAUCAGCGCGUUUACGACGUGGGAGAUGUCAUUUCAGCAGUUAGAAGAUAACGAGGCUCGGCGACGCGAUGUAGAACACUUCUUGACGGUGUCGGCGUUCGUCCAACCUGGCCAGAUUGGCGAACCGCUCUUUCGCUACCACUGGGAGUUAUCGCAGCCGGCACCGGCCUGGAUGAAGAUAUUUAGUCUUGAGGAGUCCAGCCGAAACAAGUACGACCAGUCAUCUUCCCCUAACAAGGCCUCUAAUAGCUACUCGGUGGAUCAUUCGACGGUGCUUUCGGAAUUGGGACCAGACGCGACUCACUGCGAGUCACCCGUAUUGAGUCGCGAAGCGUGGAAUGCGAAACUAUUUUCAGACCUGAUCUCGAAGGCGUACGACCUCUCCCUAUUGGACAGCAUCAGUAGUGACAGCUCUGGGUAUUGUACACACUUCUCGUUACAUCCGGUGAUCUGCGACUGGCUGCAACUCCGCGUGAGAGAGGAGUCGACUCACGGGUUUGUGUAUGAGGCGAUUAAGAUGGUGACAGACAGUAUACGGCAGAUGGACAGAUCUAUCAAUCACUCGCUGCAGGCGCGAAUGGUCCUUUUUGGGCACGUUGAUAUGUGCGUUAAGCACGACCGACGGUUUUCUUCCGACGGCCGGCGAUUAGGACAAGAACUUAAUAGUUGUGUGGCGGCGGAAUGGUUUGCAUCGUUUUAUCAAGACCAGGGACAGUAUAGGGUAGCAGAGGGUCUCUAUCGACAAGUAUCUGAUACGCGAGAGAAGAUAGUCGGGAGAGAAGAUCCGUCAACGCUAAGGAGCAUGAACAACCUGGCCUCGGCGCUGAGUCGUCAGGGGAAGUACGCGGAGGCGGAGGAGAUGCACCGAGGAGAAUUAGAGCUGAGCAAGAAGGUGCAAGGGGAGGAGCAUCCUGAGACGCUGACGAGCAUAAACAACUUGGCAUAUCUUCUGGCAUUACGAUCUCGAUUUGUGCAAGCUGCGAUCUUCUAUGAGAGAGCAAUAGCUGGAUAUCGGCGAGUCCUUGGACCUGAUCAUCCUACCACCAAGGCGUGUGCGGAGCACUACUCUUCAUUCCGGAAUUCUCGGGGCAAUAAGAAGUAG
Molecule: messenger RNA, 3060 nt
Organism: Cladophialophora immunda
Lineage: Eukaryota; Fungi; Ascomycota; Eurotiomycetes; Chaetothyriales; Herpotrichiellaceae
Exons: 8
Coding region: 439-3060 (873 amino acids)
Molecular function (GO): ADP binding; protein binding
Source: RefSeq, a predicted model, not a curated record